AUGGGUGGAAAACUUAUUUUAGCCACGUUCAGCUGUCCAUGUAAUCUUGGCCACAUGUGGUUGGCCAUCCGUCAGGUGCAGAAUAGGAUGGCAACCGUUUUUGUUGAUGGGGAUAAGAUUGGUGAUUUAAGUGUACAACAGUCCAUGGACGAGGACCUCAAACUUUCGAAGGAAUCUUGCGUGGAUAAGACUUCUUGUACAGAGUCCCCGGUCCAACUAGCAGCAAAAGUGGGACUCCUUCUCUGA
Messenger RNA from Microthlaspi erraticum, 246 nucleotides. The record is from the annotation of a GenBank genome assembly. NCBI's taxonomy places the organism in Eukaryota, Viridiplantae, Streptophyta, Magnoliopsida, Brassicales, Brassicaceae.